This is a messenger RNA of Colossoma macropomum (tambaqui), 1603 nucleotides long. Its product is annotated as F-box only protein 6-like. Lineage: Eukaryota; Metazoa; Chordata; Actinopteri; Characiformes; Serrasalmidae. Gene Ontology annotation, molecular function: ubiquitin protein ligase activity; protein binding. Gene Ontology annotation, biological process: glycoprotein catabolic process; SCF-dependent proteasomal ubiquitin-dependent protein catabolic process. Gene Ontology annotation, cellular component: cytoplasm; SCF ubiquitin ligase complex. The transcript is spliced from 7 exons. Bases 390 to 1190 code for a protein of 266 amino acids. The record is from RefSeq and is a predicted model, not a curated record.
AGCUGGGGUUUGUUUUGAACCCGGCUGGAGAGGAGAGCAGGAUUUAACUGACUGGUUGUUUUUACAGUCAUUGGCUGUUUCUGAAGACUCCAGCACUGUAGGAGGCAGCAGAGGUACAAAGAGCAGGAAUGAGAAGACGAUGAAAGAAAAAGAAGAGAAAAAAGACGACGAAGGGAGUUGACACUUGUUUUGUUUUUUGGUUUACAUUCUUUCCUGCAGUUACGUAAGUCUGGGAGAGCAGGUCUGACUCCCCCAGCUGACCAUAGCAGUGGGGCGUAGCUCACAGGAACAGUACUGGACUUCAGACACCCGUUAGUUCAAAGGUCAGAAAGAAGCUGCCGAGCUGCCAUUCUGCCCCAGCAGUGCGAGAUAAGAGAGAUAUUUAGUCAAUGAAGAAGAGGAGACGGAGGAUGGGUCAGUCAGCGAGUAGUGCAGAUGGACAAGAUUGUCCAGGUCUGCCUGUUGCUGUUAUCGAGGAGAUCAUUCUGAACCUCCCUGCUGACCAGGCUCUGCGUGUUUGCCGCCUGGUGUGUCGCGAGUGGAAGGCGGUGGUGGACAGCGCUUCAUUCUGGAGAGAGAAGUGCCGCAGAGAAGGGCUGAAACCCCGCACCGUUGACAGAAGCGCCAGAGACUGGCAGCUCUUCUACUGGCUGUGUAAAAAACGAAAGAACCUUCUGAAGAACCCCAAAGCCGAAGAGAAUUAUAGAGGCUGGGACAUCAUAGAAAGUGGAGGGGACAAGUGGAAUAUAGAAGGAAUGUUUGUGCCUCAUCCGGAUGAAACAGUAACAAAAUGCUUUGUUACCUCUUACUUCCCAUGUAUGAAGAGGCAGCUGAUCAACUUGCAACAAGAGGGAUACAGUCCUGCGCUCCUUGAUAAAAUGCAGCCUGACAUCAUCAUAUCAGAUUGGUAUGCUCCGAGGUGGGACUGUGGUAGUGAAUAUGAGAUCUGUGUAGAGUUGCUCAAUCACAAGAAGAAGGCGAUUCAAACCUUCCAACCUGAGCCCGUCACCUUUCCACAGUGGAAUGAUCAGCAGUGGAACCAGGUGACUCAUGUCUUCAGUGACUAUGGACCAGGAGUUCGAUAUGUCCAGUUCACUCACGGCGGGAAAGACACACAGUUCUGGGCUGGCUGGUAUGGAAUCCGGGUCACUAACAGCAGUGUGGAAAUCUACCCAGCAGAAGAAGCUUAGUGUGUGCUCUCGCUUCUUUAUUCAGCAAAUGAAUAGUAAAUUCCUUCCCAUAGAUGUUUGUGCCUUCAUGCAGCCAGCCUCACUUUACUAUACUGUUGAUAGAGGAAGCCAAAAUAUGACUUCAAAUAAUAAUAAUUCUUGUUAUUUCUGUAUUGUUGUUUUUUAUAUAUAUAUAUAUAUAUAUAUAUAUAUAUAUAUAUAUAUAUAUAUAUAUAAAUGUACCCACACGUACACAAGAGAUAAUGUAUCUGCUAUCUACAGGAGUGGAAAAAUAAUACUGUGUAUAUAUGUAUGUGUGUGUGUGUGUGUGUGUAUAUAUAUAUAUAUAUAUCUGCUCCAUUGUUUGUGUUCUUAUUUAUGUAUGUAUUGCAUAUAUGAAUAUAUAUUACAUUGAAAUUUGUUUAACAAUUCAA